UCGAGAUAUAGAAACAGGGUUGUCGGAAAGCUAUACGAAAACGUCAGUUUCGUUGACGUUUCUCGUAGUGGCAACAUCAUCAGCAUCAACAACCCGGAAUACGGAACAACAGAAUCAAGUCCUGUGCUGAAAAUGAUAGAAACAUUGUACAGUCUACCUUUCUACCUUUUUGAGGUGCCUAACCUAAAGUUAAAGCGUCCAUCAUGGUUGCAUCAACCGUCGGCAAUGACCGUAUUUUCGUUCGUUUUGCUGUCCUACUUUCUGGUCACCGGAGGCAUAAUCUACGAUGUGAUUGUAGAGCCACCGAGUGUCGGUUCCACAACAGAUGAACAUGGGCAUUCGCGCCCUGUGGCGUUUAUGCCGUAUCGCGUUAAUGGUCAGUACAUCAUGGAGGGACUAGCCAGCAGUUUUCUAUUCACCAUUGGUGGCCUCGGCUUCAUUAUUAUGGAUCAGACGCACACGCCAGGCAAACCGAAGCUCAACAAAAUUUUGCUGAUCGCCAUGGGUUUCAUUUUUAUUGUGGUUUCGUUCAUCACAACUUGGAUUUUCAUGCGAAUGAAGUUGCCAGGCUACCUGCAGCCCUAAAGAAACAAUUGAACCAUUACCACUCCGUACACUUAUGUUGAACGUAUUUUCCUUCCAAACAAUAAAUAUAAUUUU
Molecule: messenger RNA, 660 nt
Organism: Anopheles bellator
Lineage: Eukaryota; Metazoa; Arthropoda; Insecta; Diptera; Culicidae
Product: putative oligosaccharyltransferase complex subunit CG9662
Exons: 2
Coding region: 133-585 (150 amino acids)
Cellular component (GO): oligosaccharyltransferase complex
Source: RefSeq, a predicted model, not a curated record